Molecule: messenger RNA, 8472 nt
Organism: Lepidothrix coronata (blue-crowned manakin)
Lineage: Eukaryota; Metazoa; Chordata; Aves; Passeriformes; Pipridae
Gene: MYO15B
Product: myosin XVB
Exons: 49
Cellular component (GO): myosin complex; cytoskeleton
Molecular function (GO): cytoskeletal motor activity; protein binding; ATP binding
Source: RefSeq, a predicted model, not a curated record
AUGCCUCCUUCCCGAUCCAAGACUCGGCAGAAAAGGGCUGGAAAAGAGAAAGUGUUGAAUUGUGAGAAAAACAUGAGCUCCCCAGGGGACUCAAAAAUCCGCUGUGGGAGGCAGAGGGAAGGGAAGAGUAGAAGGCAACUGAAGGACAAAGAGUCACUGCCUGGACAAGGUGACACCCUUGAAGAAGAGCCCUUAAAAAUCCAGAGUCUGGGGAGGCUUCAGGGAAGCAAAGAAAAUGGCCACAAAAAAUUAUUCCAGGGGAAAAGAGCCUACAAGAGAAAUGAUAAAAGUGAAUCCGGCUUGGGAAGAAAACAUAGAGAACGGGUCAUGUCCAGGUUGGAGGGGAAAAAACAAAAGGCCUGCAAGCAACAGGAAAGGACAUCAGGGCAGGAAAGUGAGGACAGCAGUGACAAGGAGGGUAAAUCCACCACAAACAGCAAGAAACACAGUUCUAAAAAGAAGUGUGGAAAGCGUGUUGGUGUCAGGGGAAAAGUCACUGACUUGGAGUCUAUAAAGGCAAUUGCAGAGCAAAGUGCUGAAGGCUCUUUUCGGAAACAGAACCCACCAGAAAAGGCACAGAACCUCAGGGGAAAGCACAGAGGGAAACAGGGCUUUAAGGAGGCUUCUGGGCAGAAGUCAAGUCCUCAAUCCCAAGGCAGUACAGCACAGGGAAAAGGUGAGAGGACUGGGAAAAAGAAAGCUGAAAAAUGUGCCAGGAUUGUCAUCACUGAAAGUGAAGAAGAAAAUUUCCUGGAAACCUCAGGUAACUCCUGCUCUGACUCCAGCAGUGAAGGCCAUGGGACCCAAGAAAUGGGUACAAAAGAGACUGUAGUGGGCAGCACUUCCAGCAGUGAGGAGAAGAGCAGCUCUUCAGAAGAGAAGAGCAAGGAAGAUGGCAGCAGUGAGAAAGAAGCCGUGCUCGAAGGUCCUCCUGUGACUGAAGGCAAAGGCUACAAGGAAGUGGUUGAUGAAAGCAAUGAAGCACCUAUUGAACCUGAAAGGGAACAGGAAACCACAGAUGGAAAAAUUGAAUCUGAGGAUGAAGGCACUGAAUGUGCAGGGUUGGAAGCAGAAGAGAAGAUGAAGAAGCAAGACGACAUGCCAACACAACCAAAAUGUGUUCUAGCUGAGGACAGUGGGGCGGAUGAUGAGGUAAACACUUCAGAAUUCCAAGUUAAGAGUCUUAAGAACAGAGAAAAUAAUGAAGCAGACAAGGAAAAUACACUAGAAAAUGAGAGAGUUCAAGAUAUAUCUAAGGAGGGGCAUAUAAAUUCUGUCAGUGUUGGGGAGAACAGAACUGAAGAGACCACUGAUGAAGGGAAGGAAAAUGCAACAAAACCCCUGCCAAGUGCUGUGAAAGCAAAACUCCAUGUUGGCCUUAGCAAAGCACAUCAAGGAUCUGAACAGGAGGAGAUGGUGAACAAUGAAGGCAGUGUGCUGGAAGACAGCCCUUUGCUCUCCAAACAGCAAAGGACUCUGAGGGAGAAGUCUGGGAGGUGUGAGAUUGCACAACAAGGUGAAGAGGUAGCACAUGGACAGAGGGACAGUUCAUCAGACUGCAGCAAGCAGGAAUUAGCAGCGAUGAUGCUCACAAAGAAAAGUUCUCAAUCCCAAAUCCCUCUCAGUCUGAAAAAGAAACAUAAAAAUGCUGAGACCAAACUAUUACCAAGCUGUAAACCGAAUCCUGUCCAGAUGGCUUUGGGAACCAACUCAGACCUGAAAAAUGUUGAAAGCACCGGUUCAAAACCCAUGACUCUAGAAACCCUCAGUAAACAAAAAGAACCUGACAUAACUCAAAGUUUUGGAGAGAAAAGAUUAAAUACUUCAAGCUGCUCCAUGAUUGUUAAAAAAUCAUCUGAUAAGCAGCUCCUUGGAAAGAAGAAGAAAGUUGGAAAAGUUACUGGAAAAGUUAAACUGAGUUCAGGCCAGACUUCAGAGGCAAAAGAAGAGAAAGCAGAAGUGCUUGCAGAGGCACCUUCUGAAACAGAACAUGGGCAUGAUUGGAAAGGAUCCAAGCACUUGCACACUCAUUCUACUUUUAGAAAAGUCACCAGCUGGCUUGGGCAAAAAACUGCCAAGAAAUCAAGGCUGAAAGCUCGUCUGCUGAGCGUGGCACGUGCAAUUGGUAUUUCAAGAUGGCUCUUGAAGAAGUUUGGGAAGAGGAAGAAGAGCAGCAGACCUUUUGGAUUCAGAAGCAGAAUGGCAAUCCGGCUUCUGAGCACUGCUGGGUGGGUUGGUCGGUCGGGCAAAGCCUUCCCUGGUGCAGCUGGACAGCUCGGGAGGGCUGAGCCGAGGGACAAGGAAUCUUCUCCUCCAUUAUUGGAGGGCAAAAGCGGUCCUAAAAUGGCAGAGGAAGUGGGACACGUUGAUUUGCCUUCUAGUGAUUCCCCUCUUCGUGGAAGCAGUUCCUCUCCAUGCUUGGAUGAGGAGAAGAGCAAUGCUACUGAUGCCAAGUUUGCUAUAGUAUUCCCCAGAGUCCACAGCUUGGUUAAGGCUAAAAACUCCUUAUCCAGGGGCUCUGGGAAGGGUUGUUCCCUAGAAAAACUGAGAUCUCUAUCAGACAGAAAAUCUGUCACACCUGUGCAACAGGGUAGCGGAUUCAAAUGUGACCUUCACAGAUCUUUGGUGGGUCAAAGCCAGAGAAACAGCAGACAGGGCUUCCUUCUGCAUGAAGAGGAUCCAAUAUGGACAUCAGAUUAUUCCAGUGAGGUGGAUGUCAAAGGAGGCUCGGGUGUCCUCCAGACUGCAGGGUCCGUGGUCACGCCUGGUGUUCACUGGUCUCAGCAGCAGGCCCAGGGCUGUGACCCUGCAGCGUGGCUGAACUCCGAGCUGCUGCUGCCACGCCUGACCAUCGAGAACCUGAGCAAGUGGGCCAUCUACAGGGACCCACAGCUGGCCAGCAGCCGCGUGAGGAAGGUCUGCAAGGAGCAGUGGGAGGCAGAAGAUGCCACUGACGAUGUGCUAGAGAUGGAGUUCAUGCAGAAACAGGUGUACAGGUGUGAAGACCCCUGUGCAGAAGUUGAGGAGAUUGAAGAUCUAACCAGGCUGGAGGAAGUCUCUGAGAGCUCAGUCCUGCUCUGCCUGAAGAAGAGGUUCCACCGCAAUCUCAUUUAUACUUACAUUGGGCAAAUUUUGGUUUCUGUGAAUCCUUUCAAAGACCUGAGUAUCUACUCUGAAGAUGUGGCUACCCAGUACCAUCAGGGGACUCUCUCAAAAAAUGCCCCACACGUCUUUGCCAUAGCAGAAAUGGCCUACACACUGUCCCAGUCGUCAGGGCAGGAGCAGUGUGUCAUCAUCAGUGGACACAGUGGAUCAGGUAAAACAGAAGCUGCCAAAGCAAUUGUGCAAUACCUGACCCUGCUGUACCAGAGAUCAGACAGCCACAGGAUCAGACAGCCCUGCAAUGUCCUACCCAUCCUGGAGAGUUUUGGAAAUGCCAGAACCAUCCUCAACGACAACUCAAGCCGUUUUGGAAAGCUUCUGAACGUCCACCUGCGACAUGGCGUCGUGGUGGGAACAUCCAUCUCCCAGUACCUGCUGGAGAAGUCUCGAGUGGUAUUUCAGGCCCAUGGUGAGAGGAACUACCACGUGUUUUAUGAGCUGCUGGCUGGGCUGCCCAUGGAGCAGAAGGAGGAGAUGUACUUGCAAGAGGCAGAGUCUUACUUUUACCUGAAUCAGGGCAGAGCAUGUGACAUCCUGGGGAAGGAGGACAGUCAGGACUUUCUGGUCUUGGUGCAAGCUCUGGAGGGGAUCUGCCUCUCUGAGGACCAGCUAAACUCCACCUGGGCUGUCCUGGCUGCCAUUCUGCAGCUGGGGAACAUCUGCUUUACCUCCUGCGAGAAAGAAUCUUAUGAACACGCUGCCAUUGCCAGUGACACUGAGAUCCAGAUUGUGGCCAAUUUGUUGUGUGUCUCAGCAGAUUUCCUGCAAAGUGCUGUCACUCACCGUGUCACUGUGACAUCUUAUGAUCGGAUCUUCACCCCUCUGUCUGUAGAAGGAGCCAUCGAUGCCAGGGACUCCAUUGCCAAGACCCUGUACUACCUGCUUUUUGAGUGGCUGCUGCUGAGGAUCAACGAGUGGUUGGCUCCCUGGGAAUCAGACUGUGCCGUGGGAAUUGUGGACAUACAUGGUUUUGAGGAUCUCGGGUUGAACAGCUUGGAGCAGCUCUGCAUCAACUUUGCCAACGAGCACCUCCAGCAGUUUUUCAGUCAGACUGUCAUUGCCCAGGAAGAGGAGGAAUACAGACAAGAGCAGUUAGCUUGGAUUCCUAUUUCCAAGAUGUACAGCGAGUCGUGCCUCGAUUUCCUCACUGCAAAACCCCACGGCAUCUUGUGUAUCCUGGAUGACCAGACAUCACUGACUCAGGCCACAGACCACACUUUCCUCCAAAAGUGUCACUACCAUCAUGGAAACAGCCCCUGGUACACCAAGCCCAAGCUGCCCUUGCCAGUGUUCACUGUGAAGCACUAUGCAGGCCCUGUCACCUACCAGGUUCACAAGUUUCUUAAUAAAAACCGUGACCAGCUGUGUCCAGAGGUGCUGGACAUCUUCUCUCAGAGCCGCCUCAAGGUGGUGUCUCACAUUUUCCAGAAGGCUAAAGCUGCCUAUAGUCAGCAAAGGAAGCUGGGGCCGAGGGGCAAAGGGCUCAAGCCUCAGGCCUCCACACUGGUGUCCAAAUUCCAGCAGUCUUUGCAGGACCUCACAGCCAAGCUGAGAAGGAGCCAUGCCUUCUUCAUUCGGUGCAUCACCCCUAAUCCCAAAAAGCUGUCAAAUAUCUUUGAUGUGGAAUAUGUCACUUGUCAGCUGCGACAUUCUGGGAUACUGGAGGCUAUCCACAUCAGAAAGGAGGGAUACCCCAUCCGUCUUCCAUUCCGGAACUUCCUGGCCAGGUAUGGGCUCCUGGCUGGGCGAGGGCUCAGCUGCCUGGAGGAGAGAGAAGGCUGUGCAGCAGUGCUGGCUCGUGUGCUGGGGAACCCCUCGGAUCUCUAUCAGAUUGGAGUAACAAAGGUGUUUCUGAAGGAGAAGGCCAGGCAGCUGCUGGAGCGACGAUGGAUCCAGAGGCAGAGCUGGGCUGUUGUUACUCUGCAGAGGAAAUUCCGGUGCCUCCUUCACCGCAGACGCCUCCGUGUCCUCCAGGAGAAAGUCACAGUCAUUCAGGCUCACUUCCGAGGCUACCAGGCAAGGUCAGGAGUCAAAGGCCAGGCCAGGAACAGCCCUUUGGCCCUGCCCAGGACAGCCAGGAAGCGUUACAGGAGGCUGAAGAAGACUUUGGUGCAAUUUAAUACCAUGAUUUUAAUCUCCAGACCUUUGAUUCAAAGGAGGAAGCGCUGCCAGCAGGAGUUAGAGGAAAGGAAACGAAGACAGAGAUCCCUGGCCAGUGGUGACACAGAGAACAGUCCCAGCCAAGGAAUGGAUGUGGGGCUGCUGGAGAUCCCUGCAGAGCUUGCAGCCCUCCUGCAGUUCGUUGAAGGUCGACACCAAGCACAGACCAACCAGAUAACUGAGGCAUUGCCUCCAGAAAUCAAGGUCAAAGAUGACCUUUCCCUCCCACCCACCAUCAACAGCUAUCCCUUCUCCUCCUUCGUUAAGUCACACUUCCAGAAGCCAGAUUUCCCUGCCCUUGGUCAGCCUCUGCAUCACCCCUUAACCCAGCUGGGCACUGAACACCAUGAGAGUGCACUUGAGAUCAACAAACUGAUCUUGCGGUUCAUUGGUGACAAGAGCCUCCAUGGCUGGCAGGAGGUGCUCCUGGGCAACUACAUUGCUGGCAGAGGUUUGAGUAACGUGGCUCUGCGCGACGAAAUCCUCAGCCAGGUGGUUGCCCAGGCAUGGAAGAACCCAGACGUGGAGCACAGCCAGCGAGCCUGGGUCCUGAUGGCAACUGUGCUGAGCUGCUUUGUGCCUUCACCAGCACUGGAGAAGCCCUUGCUGAAAUUUGUGUCAGACCAUGGCAUGGAGGGCUACAAUGCUGUCUGCCAGCGCAAGAUCCUGACAGCAGCACAUCACACAGAGACAGGCUCUGCAUCCUCUCGGGCCUACCCUCCCACUCGGCUGGAGUGGACAGCAAACCAGAGGAGAGGGAAGAUAGUGCUGGAUGUUCAUACCUUUAAUGAGGAGGUGUUCUCAGCUGAGGUGGAGUCCUGGAUGACUGGGGAGCAGUUUGCAGCCUGGAUCCUAAAUGCAAGGGGCUGUGAUAAGAAGACUCGAGGGUGGUCUGUCUCCAUGUUAACUGGCAACACAUGGCAGGACCUGCUGGGCUGUGACUUUGUACUGGACCUCAUUGGAGAGAUGGAGGAGACCAGCAACUUCAGCAGCGCUUCCCAGUCCCCAGCUGAGUUCCCCAUCACUCCAGAAAGGGACAGGAGCACCUACCAGUUCUCUGACCUGGAUUCGAUCCCCCCUGCUCCAGGCAUCCAGGCCCCUUCCUUCCCACCCCCUAGCCUGCCUCCAGAAUUCAUGGAUUUCCAUCCAGAUCCAAGCAUUAGAGAUGACCUGAGGACCCCCGUAGGCCUGGAUCACUAUGUGGAUGAUCUCUUCACCCCUGUGCUGCAUCAGGGCUCCAGACUAUCAGAUUUGGAGAACAGGGACAGUCUCACUGGACGCAUGAAAGGAGGUGGGAAGAUUGGACCCACAAGGAGAGGAGUCUUUCCUUCUACAGGCUUCCCUGGAAUGGCUCAAGCACCAGUUUACCAGCCCAUGCCUUCCAUGAUGGGGAUGCCAGCAGCCAUGCCCAUGAUGCAGGGGGCUGGUGGGAUCACACCUAUGCCAGCCAUGGUUAUGCCCCAGCCCAUGGUUCCAGCUGUGGAUCCCAACCAGUUGGCAGCACAGCAGCAAGCCUUUAUCCAACAGCAAGCCAUGCUCAUGGCCCAGCAGAUGACCCUUCAGGCCAUGAGUAUUUCCCAGCAACAGCAGCAGCAGCUGCAAAAGUCUCUUGAGAAUUCAAGGCCGAGAGUUUCAAGUCCACCACAAGCCCAAGCCCCAGCCACUGCCCCAAAACCCAAGAAGCCUCCCACAAGCCAGGAUGCUGCAACACCACCAGAGUCUUCAGAACCACCAGCUAAGGCAUGAGAAACAAACAGUGGUGGUGAAGGUUAUGACUACACGGGAGAUGAGUUCUCCAGCAGUGGAGAUGAUGACUCUCCUCGGGAAACCUUCCAGCAGAAAAGACAAUAUUUUCAGAAGAUGGGAGAGCAACACAUCCGAGUGAAGAAAGUCAGGCCUCCUACCAAAACCUGGACUCCACCAGCAAAUCCCCAGCCAGAGCAGGAGGAGGAGAUAAAACAGGAACAGCAGAGGAAAGAAGUGAAGCCUGUCCCCAAACCAGAGGCAGCUCCUGCUUCCCCUGUGCCAUCUCCUGAGCCAAAGCCAAUAAAGCAGACACCAAAAGUGAAGAAGGAGCCACCUGUAGUGAAGUCUUCAGGCCCGGAGUCACGUCCUGCACCGAGCCGCGAGAUUGGCAACAUCAUCAAAAUGUACCAGAGCCGACCAGCCCCUGAGCCCCAGCCCAUCGAGCCCGUAAGGAGAGUAAACAAGCCGUUUGUAAGGAGGAACGACCCCAAAAAUGAGGCUCUGGCCAAGCUGGGAAUGAUGAACUCCUCAUCUUGCCCACCACCAUCUCCUGUGCCACAAGAGAAGAAAGUACCUCCACCUGUCAAGCCCAAGCCAGGCUCAGCUUCCAGCUCUAUCAAGGAGAAGCAGUUGCCUCUCCUGUCCGUCUUCAGGCCAGAUUCUACCCCACCAGCGUCUGAGGGCCCUCCUGCUCCCCCUCCUCUCCCACCACUGCCUUCACCUCUAAAGCCUGAGGACCAAGGCAGGCAGGAAUCCACAGAGAGGGGUGAGUCUUGACUUCACCCACUAGCAGAUGAUGAUGGUAUCAAGACCCAGCUGUACAAGCUCACCACCAGCGUCAGCUUCUCCUAUGCAGACCCUGCCUGGAAAAUCUUCCUGCGCAAAGAGGUGUUUUACCCCAAAGAAAAUUUCAGCCACCCUUAUUGCCUGAACUUGCUGUGUGAACAGAUCAUCUGUGACACUUUCUCCAACUCCUGCUUUCGGAUCUCCAAGGAGGAGAAGCGCAAGAUGAAAGACCUGCUGACGGAGUUCCGGGUUGGAAAUGAUGUCCAGUCCAUCAAGGAGGAUGGAAUAAAGAAGAGGAUUGUACUGGCUGCUCGGGAUAACUGGGCCAACUAUUUCUCCCGCCUCUUCCCAGUUCAUGGUGAAGAGGGAAGUGAUGUGCAGGUCCUGGGUGUUUCUCACCGGGGCAUUCGGCUGCUGAAGGUGCAGAAAGCAGCUGGGUAUAAUCCUGAGCACCUCAAGAUCCUUCGCAGCUACUGCUUUGCAGAUGUGCUGUCAGUGGAGCUGAAGGGCAGCAGUGCCCUGGAGUUCUCUCUGAAGACAGAGCAGCUCCUCCUGCACUCUCUGAAGGCUCCGUGCAUCAAGGCCAUGGUGGAACUCUUCAUGCAGGAGCUGAGGCAG